Austrofundulus limnaeus is the source of this 1298-nucleotide messenger RNA. It is a transcript of the gene sf3b3, whose product is annotated as splicing factor 3b, subunit 3. The record is from RefSeq and is a predicted model, not a curated record. Gene Ontology annotation, molecular function: nucleic acid binding; protein binding. Lineage: Eukaryota; Metazoa; Chordata; Actinopteri; Cyprinodontiformes; Rivulidae. Gene Ontology annotation, cellular component: nucleus.
ACCCCCGUAGAGGACGUCCCACUGGCCAUCGCUCCGUUUCAGGGACGUGUUCUGGUCGGAGUCGGGAAGCUGCUGAGGAUCUACGAUCUGGGCAAAAAGAAGCUGUUGCGUAAAUGUGAGAACAAGCACGUUCCUAACCUGGUGACUGGGAUCUACACUGUGGGCCAGCGAGUCAUCAUCUCCGAUGUUCAGGAGAGUCUCUUCUGGGUUCGCUACCGCCGCAACGAGAACCAGCUCAUCAUCUUUGCAGACGACACGUACCCCCGCUGGGUGACCACGGCCUGCCUGCUCGACUACGACACCAUGGCUUCUGCUGACAAGUUCGGCAACAUCAGCAUCGUGCGUCUCCCUCCCAACACCAGCGACGACGUGGAUGAAGACCCCACAGGGAACAAAGCCUUGUGGGACAGGGGUCUCCUGAACGGAGCCUCACAGAAGGCUGAAGUGGUGGUCAACUACCAUGUAGGAGAGACAGUACUGUCCCUGCAGAAGACCACCCUGAUCCCUGGAGGGUCUGAGUCCCUGGUCUACACUACCCUGUCCGGGGGCAUCGGGAUCCUGGUCCCCUUCACCUCACACGAGGACCACGACUUCUUCCAACAUCUAGAGAUGCACAUGCGCUCUGAGUUCCCCCCGCUGUGUGGCAGAGACCACCUCAGCUUCAGGUCCUACUACUUCCCCGUGAAGAACGUGAUUGAUGGAGACCUGUGUGAGCAGUUCAACAGUAUGGAUCCACACAAACAGAAGAGCGUGGCCGAGGAACUGGACCGGACCCCACCUGAGGUCUCCAAGAAGCUGGAGGACAUCCGGACCCGCUACGCUUUCUAGUCCUGAGCAGAACUGUCCUCUUCAGGGUCUCACACACCUGACCUGUCAGGUUUUCUGUCCUGGUCUCGUUAGUCAGCAGCUCCAGCUGUGACCAGAACUCCCACGCUCCCUGAACGCACCACCAGCUCCUGUUUGUCUCUGAGCGUCCCGGUUCUGCUCACCUGGACUCUGGUUCAGGUGUGGUGUGACAGGAAGUGGAGUUGAUGGAGCAGCAGGUUGUUUCAUGUUAAUUAGACUGUUUGUUGUGAUUAUUUGGUAUUAAUUGGACUGUCAGGUCACCUCCACCUGUGUGAGCUCACAGCAGCCUGUCAUUAAACAGCUGCACACUCAGACUAAACAAACAGCUGGAAGAAUUCAGAAAGUUCCCAACCUCAGCCACAGACAGCAUUCCACUGGGAGCACUGGAGUCUGGGUUUGUGGGCCGGCCCGGUGGUCUGCUCCUGUAAAUAAAGUUGUUUUUAUAAAAAAAC